Messenger RNA from Pistacia vera, 2019 nucleotides. Its product is annotated as pentatricopeptide repeat-containing protein At1g74630. The coding region runs from base 1 to 1932 and encodes 643 amino acids. The transcript has a single exon. The record is from RefSeq and is a predicted model, not a curated record. Gene Ontology annotation, molecular function: RNA binding; protein binding; zinc ion binding. NCBI's taxonomy places the organism in Eukaryota, Viridiplantae, Streptophyta, Magnoliopsida, Sapindales, Anacardiaceae. Gene Ontology annotation, biological process: RNA modification.
AUGAACAACACAUAUCACCAGUGUCUUUCUUUGUUGAACCAGUGCAAGACCCUGAAAGCCGUCAAACAAAUCCACGCUUCUCUUCUCAAAACCGCCCCCGGUUUAGACGCUUUCUCCGCCGGAAAACUCCUCCUUCAUUGCGCCGUUACAAUCUCCGAUUCUCUCGACUACGCUUGCCGCUUCUUCCUCCACUUCCCAAACCCAGAUGUUUUCAUGUACAAUACUCUUGUUCGAGGUUUCUCCGAAUCUGAUAAACCUCAAAAUUCAAUCACUACGUUCAUUGAAAUGCGUAGAAAAUGUUUAGACCCUCCUGAUAGCUUCUCGUUCGCGUUUGUGCUUAAAGCAGCCGCGAACUUAAGGUCUUUGAAAAGUGGAAUUCAGUUGCAUUGUCAAGCUUUGGUUCAUGGGCUUGAUGGACAUCUCUUUGUUGGGACAACUUUGAUUAGUAUGUACGGAGAAUGUGAGCGCUCUGACCUUUCCAUGAAGGUGUUUGAUGAAAUGAGUGACCCAAAUGUGAUUGUGCGGAACGCGGUGGUUACCGCUUGUUUUAGAAGUGGUGACGUGAAGAACGCGGAGAGAGUGUUCAAUACGAUGCCAUUUUGGAAUUUGACCACGUGGAAUGUAAUGCUUGCCGGGUACAUGAAAGCCGGGGAGCUUGAGCUGGCACGCAAGGUGUUUAUGGCGAUGGAAAUGAAAGAUGAUGUUUCCUGGAGUACUAUGAUUGUUGGGUUUGCUCAAAAUGGGUGUUUUCAUGAGGCAUUUGGGUUCUUCAGGGAGUUGCUGCGUGUGGGGACGAGACCGAAUGAGGUUAGCUUGACUGGGGUGCUUUCUGCGUGUGCACAGGCGGGGGCGUUUGAGUUCGGGAGAAUUUUACAUGGAUUUGUGGAGAAAUUUGGGUUUGAUUGGAUUGUUUCGGUGAAUAAUGCACUGAUUGAUACUUAUUCCAAGUGUGGAAAUGUGGGCAUGGCUCGGUUAGUCCUGGAGAGAAUGCCGGAGAAUAAGAGCAUUGUUUCUUGGACUUCAAUGAUAGCUGGGCUGGCAAUGCACGGUCAUGGUGAAGAAGCCAUACAACUUUUUCAUGAGAUGGAAGAGUCUGGACUUAGGCCUGAUGGCAUUACCUUCAUUUCAAUUCUAUAUGCUUGUAGUCAUGCUGGAUUGAUUGAACAAGGAAGUAGGUAUUUUUCUAUGAUGAAGGAUGUGUACAAUUUAGAACCUACAAUUGAGCAUUAUGGUUGUAUGGUUGAUCUUUACGGUCGAGCUGGUAAGCUUCAAAAGGCCUAUGAAUUUGUAUGCCAAAUGCCCAUUUCACCUAAUACUAUCAUUUGGCGGACGCUUCUUGGGGCAUGCAGCAUACACGGCAAUGUUGAAUUGGCAGAGCAAGUGAAGGAAAGAUUAUAUGAGCUAGACCCUAACAACUCUGGUGACCAUGUAUUGUUGUCCAAUAUUUAUGCUGUUGCUGGGAAAUGGAAGGAUGUUGUGAGUGUGAGAAGAAGAAUGACUGACCAGAGGUUGAAGAAGACUCCCGGUUGGAGCAUGAUUGAAGUUGAGAAGAUCAUGUAUAGUUUUGUGGCAGGUGAAAAACCAAAUAAGACUGCAGAAGAAGCUUAUGAGAAGCUAAGGGAGAUAAUGCAUAGGCUUAGAGUUGAAGAAGGUUAUGUUCCGGAAGUUGGGAGUGUUUUACAUGACAUAGAAGAGGAAGAAAAGGAAGAUUCAGUGUCAAAGCACAGCGAAAAGCUAGCUUUAGCAUUUGGGAUAGCAAGAAUGUGCAAGGGAAAAGCCAUAAGAAUAGUGAAGAAUUUGAGAAUUUGCAGAGAUUGUCAUACAGUGAUGAAGUUAAUUAGCAAGGUUUAUGGGUUAGAGAUUGUGGUGAGAGAUAGAAGUAGGUUUCACUCAUUCAUGGAUGGUUCUUGCUCAUGCAGAGAUUACUGGUAGUGUUGAGCAAUGAAACAGAAUAAUCUUAAGGUUUAUAGAAGAAAUAGAUGUACAUGACAACAAAACACCACUUCAAUCAUCAAGGUU